AUGGCUAACAACACCCCUGACCGCCCUCCGGGGAAUUCGGUUGCUGAGGGCAACCAGAACAGAGACUUUGGGGUGACCUUGAUGGAACUGAGGAGCCUGAUGGAGCUGCGGGGCACCAAGGCCGUCAACAAGAUACGGGACACUUACGGAGAUGUGCAGGAAAUCUGCCGCCGCCUCAAAACAUCAUCUACAGAUGCACUGAUCAUCCUGCAAAUCGCUGCCAUCGUCUCACUGGGCCUGUCUGUCUACCACCCACCAGGGGGCAACAGUACAAUGUGCGGCCACGUUGCCGGUGGCGUGGAGGAUGAGGGCGAGGCCCACGCUGGUUGGAUCGAGGGCGCGGCCAUCAUGUUCUCUGUCGUCAUUGUGGUCCUGGUGACGGCCUUCAACGAUUGGUCCAAGGAGAAACAGUUCCGCGGGCUGCAGAGUCGCAUCGAGCAGGAACAAAAAUUCACAGUCCUCCGCAAAGGUCAGGUCAUCGAGAUCCCAGUAGCUGAGAUCUUGGUGGGAGACAUCGCUCAGAUCAAGUGCGGAGACCUGCUGCCUGCUGAUGGGAUCCUGAUCCAAGGCAACGACCUCAAGAUUGAUGAGAGCUCUCUGACCGGAGAGUGUGAUCAGGUUGAUAAGUCUGAGGAGAAGGACCCGAUGCUGCUGUCCGGGACCCAUGUGAUGGAGGGGUCCGGCAAGAUGGUGGUGUCAGCUGUCGGCCUCAGUUCUCAAACUGGCAUCAUCUUCGCUCUCCUGGGUGAGAACGACGAAGAGGAGAAGGCCAAGAAAAACAAGACACAGGACAGCAUCGCUCUGGAGAAUGAGGAGGCUGCCGAGUCCGAGGCCAAACCUGAGGCGAAGGUCAACCAGGCCAAGACCAAGAAGGAGAAGUCUGUGCUGCAGGGCAAACUGACCAAAAUGUCUAUCCUGAUCGGCAAGGCUGGUCUGGUCAUGUCGACUCUGACCAUCGUCGUCCUCUUCCUCUUCUUUGUGAUUGACACCUUCGGGAUCCAGGGUCGCCCCUUUCUGGCCAAUUGCACCCCGAUAUACAUCCAGUACUUUGUCAAGUUUCUCAUCAUCGGCGUGACAGUGCUGGUUGUGGCUGUUCCUGAGGGGCUGCCACUCGCCGUCACCAUCUCUCUGGCCUACUCUGUCAAGAAAAUGAUGAAAGACAACAACCUGGUGCGUCACCUGGAUGCCUGUGAGACGAUGGGCAAUGCCACGGCUAUCUGCUCCGACAAGACAGGUACUCUGACCACGAACCGUAUGACAGUGGUACAGGCCUACAUCAGUAGUAGAUACUACAAGACCAUCCCCAAACCUGACGCCAUCAAACCAGAGACUCUGGAAACGUUGGUCAGAAGCAUCGCCAUCAACUCAGCAUACACCACCAAGAUCCUGCCUCCGGAGAAAGAAGGCGGCCUGCCUUGCCACGUGGGCAACAAGACGGAGUGCGGUCUACUGGGCCUGCUGCUCGAGCUGAGGAGGGACUACCAGCCAAUCAGAGAUGAGGUUCCCGAGGAGCAGUUCUACAAGGUGUACACAUUCAACUCCUCACGCAAAUCCAUGAGCACGGUGCUGCAAAACGCUGACGGCGGUUUCAUCAUGUACACCAAAGGAGCAUCAGAGAUCGUCCUGAGGAAAUGCUCUCAUAUCCUGGACGCCCAGGGCAGGCCCCGCGUCUUCAAGCCCAAGGACUGCGACAAGGUGGUGCGUGAGGUGAUCGAACCGAUGGCCUGCAACGGACUGAGGACCAUCUGUGUGGCCUACAGAGACUUUCCUGCCAAAGCCGGAGAGCCGGCGUGGGACAGUGAGAACGACAUCCUCAACGAGCUGACCUGCAUUGCCGUGGUGGGCAUCGAGGACCCCGUCAGACCAGAGGUGCCUGAAGCCGUCUCAAAGUGUCAGCGUGCAGGCAUCACUGUUCGCAUGGUGACCGGAGACAACAUCAGCACUGCCCGCGCCAUCGCUGUCAAGUGUGGCAUCCUGAGACCCGACGAGGACUUCCUCUGUCUGGAGGGCGAGGAGUUCAACCGGCUGAUCAGAAACGACAGAGGAGAGGUGGAACAGGAGCGUCUGGAUAGGAUAUGGCCUAAACUGCGUGUUCUGGCUCGUUCAUCACCAAAGGACAAGCACACACUGGUCAAGGGCAUCAUUGACAGCACAGUGGGUGAAAUCCGACAGGUGGUGGCCGUGACAGGAGACGGCACCAACGACGGUCCUGCCCUCAAAAAAGCUGAUGUUGGCUUUGCCAUGGGAAUUGCCGGCACAGACGUGGCCAAAGAAGCUUCUGACAUCAUCCUGACUGACGAUAACUUCACCAGUAUCGUCAAGGCCGUCAUGUGGGGCAGAAACGUGUAUGACAGCAUCGCCAAGUUCCUGCAGUUCCAGCUCACCGUCAACGUGGUGGCCGUGAUCGUGGCGUUCACCGGCGCCUGCAUCACUCAGGACUCUCCCCUGAAGGCCGUCCAGAUGCUGUGGGUGAACCUCAUCAUGGACACUCUGGCUUCUCUGGCUCUGGCCACUGAACAGCCCACCGAGUCUCUGCUGGAACGUAAACCGUACGGCCGCGACAAGCCUCUCAUCUCCAGGACGAUGAUGAAGAACAUCCUGGGCCACGCUGUGUACCAGCUCAUCGUCAUCUUUACCCUGCUCUUUGCUGGUGAGAAGCUUUUCGGCAUCAGCAGCGGCCGCAAUGCCCCCCUGCACUCCCCGCCGUCAGAGCACUACACCAUCGUGUUCAACGCGUUCGUCAUGAUGCAGCUUUUCAACGAACUCAAUGCCAGGAAGCUCCACGGCGAGAGAAACGUGUUUGAGGGCAUUCACAAGAACCUCGUCUUCUGCAGCGUCAUACUCGGAACCUUCGUCUUGCAA
Molecule: messenger RNA, 2862 nt
Organism: Stegastes partitus (bicolor damselfish)
Lineage: Eukaryota; Metazoa; Chordata; Actinopteri; Pomacentridae
Product: plasma membrane calcium-transporting ATPase 2-like
Exons: 16
Biological process (GO): regulation of cytosolic calcium ion concentration; calcium ion transmembrane transport
Cellular component (GO): plasma membrane; intracellular membrane-bounded organelle
Molecular function (GO): P-type calcium transporter activity; ATP hydrolysis activity; ATP binding
Source: RefSeq, a predicted model, not a curated record